UGACACUGUGAGCAGAGAUGGCGCAGAAAGGAGUUGAACUGGAUCGAGAAACCUUUUCUUGUUCCAUCUGUCUGGAUCUACUGAAGGAUCCAGUGGCUAUUCCCUGUGGACACAGCUACUGCAUGAACUGUAUUAAACAACACUUUGAUGGAGAGCACAAGAAUAAAACCCACAGCUGUCCUGAGUGCAGACAACUCUUCCCAUCGAGGCCUGUCCUGGUGAAAAACACCAUGUUAGCAGUUUUAGUCGAGCAGCUGAAGAAGACUGGACUUCAAACUGCUCCUGCUGAUCACUGCUAUGCUGGACCUGAAGAUGUGGCCUGUGAUGUCUGCACUGGAAGAAAACUGAAAGCCUUCAAGUCCUGUUCUGUCUGCCUGGCAUCUUACUGUGAGAAACACCUUGAACCUCACUAUAAGUCACCUACAUUUAAACAACACAAGCUGGUGGAUCCCUCCAAGAAGCUCCAGGAGAACAUCUGCUCUCGUCAUGAUGAGGUGAUGAAGAUGUUCUGUCGUACUGAUCAGCAGAUUAUCUGUUAUCUCUGCUCUGUGGAUGAACAUAAAGGCCACGACACAGUUUCUACACAACUACCCCUCACUGUCACCACUCAGUCAAUCUACACACUCAUCCAACAUCAAUAUCCGUCCUCUGAGGAACUUUGAUGACGUGAAAGCAGCUGUGACAGAGCUCAGAAAGAAACUAGAGGACAUUCUGAGAGAGACAAGGACAAACAUCUCACUGACAGUGAAAGAAGUGGAUGUUUUACUGUCACAACCAGAGCCAAAGACCAGAGAUGAAUUCUUAAAAUAUU
Mugil cephalus (flathead mullet) is the source of this 811-nucleotide messenger RNA. RefSeq names its product E3 ubiquitin/ISG15 ligase TRIM25-like. Gene Ontology annotation, molecular function: zinc ion binding. The transcript has a single exon. NCBI's taxonomy places the organism in Eukaryota, Metazoa, Chordata, Actinopteri, Mugiliformes, Mugilidae. The record is from RefSeq and is a predicted model, not a curated record. The coding region runs from base 18 to 662 and encodes 214 amino acids.